AGUGUCCUGACCUGGUGAAAUAAGAACAGGCACAGUCUAUCCUUGUGCCGGUGUUGCACCGCUGCUUCCUGUCUAUUCUGAAGGCAUCACUAUCAGAGCAUUAAGAAGGAGGAGCUUCCACAGUCACAGCAGAUGAAGAGUCACUGAUAAAUCAAUCAGGAUAUCUGGCCUGUCCUCCAAAGAAAAGGAGCGGAAAGAAUGUCGGAGCGGGCCGCGGAUGACGUCAGGGGAGAGCCGCGCCGCGCGGCGGCGGCGGCGGGCGGAGCAGCGGCCGCCCGGCAGCCUCAGCAGCAGCAGCAGCAGCAGCAGCAGCCUCCGCAGCCCCAGCGGCAGCCGCCGCCGCCGCGGCGCCUACGGCCGGAGGACGGCGGCCCCGGCGCCGCCUCCACCUCGGCCGCCGCAAUGGCGACGCUUGGGGAGCGCAGGCCCCUGCCUAGUCCCGAAGCGAUGCUGGGGCAGUCGUGGAAUCUAUGGGUCGAGGCUUCCAAACUUCCAGGGAAGGACGGGACGGAAUUGGAAGAAAGUUUCAAGGAGUUUGGGAAAAAUCGCGAAGUCAUGGGGCUCUGCCGGGAAGACAUGCCAAUAUUUGGUCUCUGUCCAGCCCAUGAUGAUUUCUACUUGGUGGUGUGUAACGACUGUAAUCAGGUUGUCAAACCGCAGGCAUUUCAAUCACAUUAUGAAAGAAGACACAGUUCAUCCAAUAAGCCUUCCUUGGCCGUUCCUCCCACUUCAGUAUUUUCUUUCUUCCCUUCUCUGUCCAAAAAUAAAGGAGGCAGUGCAAGUGGAAGCAACCGUUCUUCUUCCAGUGGAGGUGUUCUUAGUGCAUCCUCAUCAAGUUCAAAGUUGUUGAAAUCACCCAAAGAGAAACUGCAGCUCAGGGGGAACACCAGGCCAAUGCAUCCCAUUCAGCAAAGUAGAGUCCCCCAUGGUAGAAUCAUGACACCCUCUGUGAAAGUGGAAAAGAUUCAUCCGAAGAUGGAUGGCACACUACUGAAACCUGCAGUGGGGCCAGCCUGUCCUGCUACUGUGAGUUCCUCAGUCAAGCCUGGCCUUAACUGCCCCUCAAUACCAAAGCCAACCUUGCCUUCACCUGGACAGAUUCUCAAUGGCAAAGGGCUUCUUGCAUCGCCUGCUCUGGAAAAGAAAUCUGAAGAUACUUCCAAUAACCGGAAAUUUUUAAAUAAGAGAUUAUCGGAAAGAGAGUUUGAUCCUGACAUCCAUUGUGGGGUCAUUGAUCUCGACACCAAGAAGCCCUGUACCCGGUCUUUAACGUGCAAGACACAUUCCUUAACCCAGCGGAGGGCUGUCCAGGGUAGAAGAAAACGAUUCGAUGUGUUAUUAGCCGAGCACAAAAACAAAACCAGGGAAAAGGAAUCGAUUCGCCAUCCGGACUCUCUGCAACCACCGCAGCCUCUCAGGGACCCGCAUCCCGCCCCUCCUAGAACGUCACAGGAGCCACACCAAAACCCUCACGGAGUGAUUCCUUCCGAAUCAAAGCCUUUCGUAGCUAGUAAACCUAAACCUCACACCCCCAGUCUUCCAAGGCCUCCAGGCUGCCCUGCUCAGCAAGGUGGGAGUGCCCCCAUUGACCCUCCUACAGUCCAUGAGUCUCCACACCCUCCCCUGCCUGCCACUGAGCCAGCUUCUCGGUUAUCCAGUGAGGAGGGCGAAGGCGAUGACAAAGAAGAGUCUGUUGAAAAACUGGACUGUCAUUAUUCAGGUCAUCAUCCUCAGCCAGCAUCUUUUUGCACAUUUGGGAGCCGGCAGAUUGGAAGAGGUUAUUACGUGUUUGACUCCAGGUGGAACCGGCUUCGCUGCGCCCUCAACCUCAUGGUGGAGAAGCAUCUGAACGCGCAGCUGUGGAAGAAAAUCCCACCAGUGCCCAGCAGCAGCACGUCGCCCGUCUCCACGCGUGUUCCUCACCGGACAAACUCUGUGCCGACAUCCCAGUGUGGAGUCGGCUAUCUCGCGGCAGCCACCGUCUCUGCAGCCCCGGUUCUGCUUCCUUCCAGCUGCAUCUCCCCUAGUGGCAAAUCGGUACCAGCCCAUGGAACCACACUGAAUGCACAGCCUGCCACUUCGGGGGCCGUGGAUCCCGUGUGCAGCUUGCAGUCGAGACAGGUGUCGUCUUCCUCCUCGUCCCCUUCCACGCCCUCCGGCCUCUCCUCGGUCCCUUCCUCCCCUAUGUCCAGGAAACCUCAGAAGUUGAAAUCCAGCAAGUCUUUAAGGCCCAAGGAGUCUUCUGGUAAUAGCACUAACUGUCACAACACCAGUAGCAGUACCAGUGGCGGCUCAGGAAAGAAACGCAAAAACAUUUCCCCACUGUUAGCUCACCCUUCUUCCUCCACCUCCACCUCCACCUCCUCCUCCUCCUCCUCCUCCUCCACCACGUCCUCCUCCACCUCCUCCACCUCCACCUCUUCUUCUCAUUCCAUGGAGUCGUUUAGGAAAAACUGUGUGGCUCACCCUGGGCCUCCCUUCCCCUCGGCGGUCACGUCUUCUCAUAGCAUUGGCCUCAACUGUGUGACAAACAAAGCCAACUCAGUGAGCGUCCGGCACGAGCAGUCAGGGAGGGGCCCCCCCAGUGGGAGCCCCGCCGAAUCCAUCAAGAGGAUGAGUGUGAUGGUGAACAGCAGCGAUUCCACUCUUUCUCUUGGUCCGUUCAUUCACCAGUCCAACGAGCUGCCCGUCAACUCGCACGGCAGUUUUCCACACUCUCACACUCCUCUAGACAAGCUCAUAGGAAAGAAGCGAAAGUGCUCCCCCGGCUCAAGCAGCGUCAGCAACAGCAGCAAGCCCACAAAGGUUGCCAAAUUGCCAGCCAUGAACAACGUCCACAUGAAACACACGAGCACCAUCCCAGGGGCGCCAGGACUGACGAACAGUUCCCUUCUGCACCAGGACAUCUCCUCACCCUGCUUACGAACAGGAAUGCCAGCAGCAGCACCCCAGAGCCCCGAUUUAAAAUCCAAAGGCACGUCCCUGACGGCUGACAGUAUCCCUGGGAGGAAUAACCCGGACACUUUUGAGGACAAGUUACACCUCCACUCAGCACUCUGGACUCCGCGAUGCCUUUGAGUCUGUCUGCCCCGCCUCCCGUGGGCUUCAAGGGUAGCAGCCUGCGGGCUGUUGUUUCAAUGAGGAUUUCCCUGGAGCUGUGUCUGUAGCAGUGAGUACUCCUAAAGGACACUGGAUCAAGUUCAGCCACCGAAUUGCUCUUAUCAGUGUUACAGUGGUCUGGACUGCUUGCUACCAAUCUGUGAGGAGUUUCUGUUCUUGUUGUUUUUUAACUUAUCCGUGGAGCCACUCUUUGAGUAGAUGGGCUGGGCAGAAGAGAAGAAUGUUUUGGCAAGAGCGUUACUGUAGACUGUUCUCCCUCUUCCCUCUCCCACCAGUGGUUUCUUCGUCGUCGUCUUUUUUUUUUUUUUUUUUUU
This is a messenger RNA of Lepus europaeus (European hare), 3434 nucleotides long. It is a transcript of the gene ATXN7, whose product is annotated as ataxin 7. NCBI's taxonomy places the organism in Eukaryota, Metazoa, Chordata, Mammalia, Lagomorpha, Leporidae. The transcript has 14 exons. The coding region runs from base 199 to 3078 and encodes 959 amino acids. The record is from RefSeq and is a predicted model, not a curated record.